CGCAGCCCGCAGUCGCUUGCGCGCAGCAGCACUUCGCACCGCCGCCCCAUCCCAUUGCCGCCAGUGUCUGCUCGAUCCGAUGGCUCCCACGAAGAAGUCGAAGAAGAGCACAGAGAGCAUCAACAACAAGCUGCAGCUGGUGAUGAAGAGCGGCAAGUACACCCUGGGCUACAAGACCGUCCUCAAGACGCUGCGCAACUCCAAGGGAAAGCUGAUCAUCAUCGCAAACAACUGCCCUCCACUUAGGAAGUCUGAGAUUGAGUACUACGCCAUGCUGGCCAAAGUUAGUGUGCACCAUUUCCACGGAAACAAUGUUGAUCUUGGCACUGCCUGCGGCAAGUACUACAGGGUGUGCUGCCUCAGUAUCAUCGACCCAGGUGACUCGGACAUCAUCAGUACCACCCCUGGCACCCAGUGAGCCAGCCCCGGCACCCAUUGCAGCUGCUUCGCCUUUCUCAAGAUGAGAUGAGAUGUAGCGCUCCGGCCCUAUGUCCGUUUCCUUUUUUUAUCUUUUAGCUAUGUAAUUUUGCUACCAUGUGUCCAUCUACCAUACUGAUAGUACCUCUUAUUAUGGCUGCUAUGCAAGGCAUAUCCAUGGUUUUGUUUGAUGAGAUGGUUGUACUUGUUCUCUUGUUGAUGUUGAUCGGAUCAGGUCAAUCGAUGCGCUGAUGGGCUGCUUGGU
This is a messenger RNA of Zea mays, 682 nucleotides long. RefSeq names its product 60S ribosomal protein L30-2. The coding region runs from base 80 to 418 and encodes 112 amino acids. The transcript is spliced from 5 exons. The record is from RefSeq and is marked provisional. Lineage: Eukaryota; Viridiplantae; Streptophyta; Magnoliopsida; Poales; Poaceae. Gene Ontology annotation, cellular component: cytosolic large ribosomal subunit. Gene Ontology annotation, molecular function: structural constituent of ribosome; RNA binding.